Danaus plexippus (monarch butterfly) is the source of this 2835-nucleotide messenger RNA. RefSeq lists its product as uncharacterized. NCBI's taxonomy places the organism in Eukaryota, Metazoa, Arthropoda, Insecta, Lepidoptera, Nymphalidae. The transcript is spliced from 10 exons. Gene Ontology annotation, biological process: regulation of transcription by RNA polymerase II; chromatin remodeling. Gene Ontology annotation, cellular component: NuA4 histone acetyltransferase complex. The record is from RefSeq and is a predicted model, not a curated record. Gene Ontology annotation, molecular function: histone binding. Bases 247 to 2811 code for a protein of 854 amino acids.
CCUAAUGAUUCGGUUGUUGACUCUAUUUCUGUCAAAUCACCUAAUAGUUGGAUGAAAUAAAAUUAUUUUUGUUAUUAUAAAUUAUAGUGUUCAAUUAAAUAUUACUAAAAUGAUCUGUGAGCUACAGUGAAUGGAUAAAAUAACUUUUGCGCGACUGACGUCAUAUAAAGUGAAAGAUAAAUCGUAGUUGUUACUUGUUAGCGUAAAAGGGCAUUUAUAGGUUUAGUUUUGGAAAAGUUAGUUAUUAUGGAACAUAAAGAAGAGUACCACGAUCCAGACUAUCCAGAAGCACCGGCGGUUGAAAAACCAGACAAGCCAAAAGUCUCUCAGGAAGAUAACAUUCAAACAAUAAAGACUAUAAUACGCCGCGAGUUUCAAAACGAAUUAGAUGUUCGAGAGAGGGAAGUUAAUCUGAUCGACCAAAGGAUGUCCCUAGCAAGGCGGUACCUCCACGAGUUGAGGUAUGCUGUCGUGAACAGCUACUACAACAAUCAAAAGCUGCAAUUAUCAGCUACCCAGGUGGAAGACGAGGUUGCAGCACAAACGGAACCACGAGCUAGAUCUGAAGUGUCCUCUAUACUCCGUAACACACAGCCCAGGAUACAUCCGUCAGUGCAGAAGCUGCUCGGCAAGAAAUCUGUUGCCAUCGAGGAGAUAUUCAAAUCAAGAGCACCGAGGAAAACCAGGAGGGACUAUGGGGCUAUGGUGCAGAAGAGGAAUUACACGAUAUCAGCUGAUGAGACGAAGUCGCUCCGGCCGGACAAGAAUGAGCCCGGCCUGAAUGUGGUGAAGACGGAAAGCAACGAGCACGAGGACAGGUCGGAGGCCAAAGGUCAAGUCCCAAGCAGCAGCAGGCCAAAGAAGAUCCCUCGCCAGAUAGACCCGAAGGUGAACAAUGUGAUCACAGUGGACGAGGUCACAAGGAACCAAAUGAAACACAGAUAUAGAGUCAUUAUAGGCAACACGUCAAAGUACGCGCCCCCGGCGUCCCGCUGUGACCGUUCCACCCACAAAUGGUUGUUGUAUGUCAGAGGAGCGCCCGUAGUGGAAGCCAUCACUGUUAGGUUACACCACUCGUACGCGCCUCACGACACUGUACAUAUAGACAAGCCUCCAUUUCAAGUGUGUCGCCGUGGUUGGGGCGAGUUCCCAGCGCUGGUUACUCUCCACUUCCUCAAGUCAUAUCUGAACAGACCGGCAACCAUCACACACACCAUCAAACUAGACAGACAGUACACCGGCCUGCAGACUCUAGGUGCGGAGACAGUUGUGGAUGUAUGGUUAUACAGCACACCGGAUAUGAUAGAACACCAGCAGAGGGACGAAGAAGUGAAGGAGAUCAAAGAAGAAGUGAAAGAAGAAGUGAGAGAAGAAGAGAACAGAGUCAGCGGAGACGAUAAACAAGACAGCUGGCUGGAGUUCUUUGCAAAAGACACGAGUCAAGUGAACGUUGAUGAGAUGUUAGUUAAGAAUGAAAUAAAAACCGAGACGGUGAUGGACAAGCACGGUGAUGACAAUGAUGAAGUGAGCGAUGAAGUGAAGAACACACAGAACAAGAGGAUAAUGAAGUACAUAGAGCCGACCACAGGGAAAAUAUACUAUCUGGAAAUGGACAGGGCCCUAGACCUGACCAAGGUGCAAGAAAUAGUAAUAAACUCGGAGGGGAAUGUGAAGACAGCUAAAAUAAGCCCGCUGAAGACAAACGGCCUGAAGACGACCAAGAACAAAGAGUCCAUCUUAAGGUCGCUAUUGAAAACGGAGGAUUGUGACGAGUAUACUUACGAUCACAUAGAGAACGAUCACUGUUACCUAGCCAGCGACUGGUACAAGAGGGACCAUAGACAAGCUAGAGUGGAGGAGGCCAGAGACAAGUCGAAGAGUCUAGUGUACAGCAAAUACAAAGAUAUUAUAUCCAAAUUCACGUGUGUCAAGUCUAUGGUCAGUUACCUAUUGAAACACAUGCCGUUGGUGAGCGAGGCGGCCGGCGACGCGGGCUACGUCUCAAUGUUCCCGUUCGUUGUCACAUCCGACGACAGAUACUGGAAGUUGGACUUCGCUAAACGAAGGAAUAUGGAGUGGUCACGGGCCAAGUUGAUCAACAAGUUACUCACAGAGACCUUCAAGGCGGAUCCCGGUAAGGUCUGGAGGACGAAACAGAUCCUGGUAUACUCGAGAUUACACGGAUACUAUCCAAUAAGGCGGGAGAAGGCGGACCUCAGAACCGACGAGUGGUCCUCGUGGAACGAUCUGGAUGAAGGGAAAUCAGAAUCGAAUAUAAGAGAGGUGUUCCCUAACGAGAGCGACCUGUCCACGUUGAGCGUGUUCAAUAAAAGUGAUUAUGUCACCGAGGGUGCAGUCGUGGAUUUAGAUGUGAGCGGUUCCGACGAAGAGAUAGAAAUAGUCGGUGACGUGAGCGGCCAGAAGAAGCCUGUGCUGGCGGAGCGGCCUGUGAGUGAUGACGUGCUGCCCGUGGACAGCAGCGACCGGCUCAGGUUCCUGUUCAUAGAGAAAGUUUGUGAAGACAUCGGCAUCGUAUUGAGGAACGAGGACAUAGGUCACGGUUACUCUUACAGUUCGGUCCACUCAGUCUUGUUGUCGGCCACCAAGUGUUUCGCUGAAGAGCUGAUCAGGUCGUCUCUCGCCAGACAACUCACCUCAGAGCUGGGAGAGGGACGCGUCUGGGUCGGCUGGUCCAGGCCUCGCGUGUGUCUCCAGCACGUGUUCCUCGCCACCAGCGACUCCAGGUUACAGCUGGUGACGUCAUCACAUCUCGCAGCCGCCGCGCACACACACACACCGCCGCCGCUAUAAUAUAUUACACACAUUCAUACAUUA